Cetraspora pellucida is the source of this 1176-nucleotide messenger RNA. NCBI's taxonomy places the organism in Eukaryota, Fungi, Glomeromycota, Glomeromycetes, Diversisporales, Gigasporaceae. The record is from the annotation of a GenBank genome assembly.
AUGGAUCCCCAAUUUGGCAUUGAUAAUACUUGUACAGGCUGUGGUCAAUCUCACCCAAUUGAGUCCUUUUUGAAAAAUAGCAAAGUUCAAAAAACAUGUUUAUCUUGUAGAGAUAAAAAAAAUAGACAAAAUGCACAAAAACGCGCAGCCAUAGAUGCAUUGGCAAAUGCAAGCAUCAAUUGCAUUACGAUGCAAGAUUUUUUCAGAAUUUUGAAAGCUAUGAAAGGUCAAACCAUAGAAGACCUUAAGCAAAUUGUUGACAUUAGUAGAUAUAUGGCUCCAAUUGAUCCAAAGGAAGUAGCAUCAUAUAUUUCAGAUAACAUCCUUACGGCUAUAAAUUUUAAAUUCAAAUAUCAUUGUGCCCAAUUGCUCGACCAGCAAAAAAAAUCUAAAAAACACAAAGAUCCCACAAAGCACAGAGAUCACUUAUCAAUGCAAUGGUUCCAUUGCAGGGGUUGGUUAACACUCACUAUUGAUCUACAAAAAUUUCAAGUUACAAUUGAGUUAACUCAUGAAUAUCACGCUGAAUAUGUUGAUAUACACAUCAUGAAUGAAAUAAAAGAAUAUAUUCAAACAAAUCUUCAACAAACACCUCGAAAUAUUUGGGAAAAUCUUGGUACAAGAAGCAUAAAUAUUACUGAAAAGCAGAUAUACUAUUGGUGGAUGACUCUCAGUCAGCAUAUCUGGAAAAAAGAUGAAAAUCAAAUACAAUCAGCGAUUAAAAUCAUUAAACAAUAUGAUGAUAUUGAAAUAUUACUAACCAUUGAAGAUAGUGGAGUUACCAUGAUUAGCUUUGGGGUCAAGGAAAUUAUUAAUCGACUAGGUGUAAAUGCAGUUGAGAUUGGCAUAGAUGCAACGUGGCCAGUAGAAGUAGAUGAAACAUAUGAGCUAGAAGACGAACUCAAUACAAAUAUGUCAGUUGAAAAUGAAUUUAAUGAUGAAACUGACAAAGAUCCUGUAAAACAAUUAAAUAACGAAAUCAAUGAUGAACUUGUAGAGGCACUUCAAGAAUAUGAAGGUGAGAAUGAGGAUUUUUUUGAGGAAUUUAGUGAGACUCAAGAGCAGUAUAAAGAUCCAUGGUUUUUAGUAGUAGCAGAAGAGGCUAUAAACAGAAUAGAAAAAAUGUUAGCAAAGUGUGAAGCAUUAAAGAAUAGAAAAAAAUUACCAAGAAUGUAG